CAAUGGCGCCGCCUGUGCCGCCGUAUGGUCUCUGCUAGCCCCGAAGUUUGGAGGCAAAAUGUCAGAAAACACAGAGUUUUAUUCUGAAACAGUGUCCAUCAUGGAGACGGCCAUGAAGACGGCCGCUGACGUUAUCGGGAAUUCAAGGGAAGACAGUUCCUCUAAGGAGCCGAGUACGAGACGCCAGCAGGACACCAUCUUGGAGACGUUGGCGCGGGAGGCGACAAGGAAGAUCAGCGAGGUCUUCUCCCAACUGUCCUCGGUGCUGUGCAACGAAAACAAGACCCUGAGGGCCCAAGUGGGACAUCUGGAGGGGGAGCUGAAGACCGUGAGGGGAAACUUUGAAAGCGCCAGAACGUGGAGAGAAAACGUCCUGAGCGGCUGCCCGGUCCUGUUCGAGCAGAGCGGCUUGGUUUUCACCCUGAAGCCAUUUGGGAAGCUAAAGAGAAAAACCAAUCAACAGAUGGAGGAAGUCGCCGAACCGUCGUCUGCUGCCGGGAUGCAGAGUGGACACGAUGCUGAUGACGGAGAGGCGACGAAGGAGGUGAACACUGAAACGGAAUCUUCACCAGCAACUGGACAAGACACCGCAGACGAUUGUACCACAGCAAAUGUGACGGAACCCAAACACGGCGCCGGCCAGUGCACACGGGAAGCAGAAGUCAAGAAGAGAGGGAGGACGUUUGUCUGCGACGUCUGUGACAAGAGCUUCAGCCGGCAGUUUCAUCUGACGAAGCACAUGAACACUCACAAGGAGCAGAGGCCCUUCGCCUGCGGCCAGUGUCCGAGGAAAUUCAGAACCACGGCGACUUUUGAGUAUCACCUGCUGCGCCACGAGGAGAUGAAGUAUGCCGCCUUCAAGUGCCCGCUCUGUGAGAGGACGUUCAAAACCAAAAUGCAUCUGAAGACUCAUCAGCUCGUGCACACGGAGAAGAGGCCCUUCGCGUGCUCCACCUGCGGCAAGGCCUUCAAAACCAAACACAACUUGCAGGCGCACCAGGUCGUCCACACCAGUGAAAAGCCGCACAGAUGCUCAGAGUGCGGGGAGAGCUUCAGGUACGCCUUCACCCUGCAGUGCCACAGGAGCGUUCACACCGGGGAAAAUCCUUACAAAUGCACUGAGUGUGGCAAGGCUUUCGUGAAGAGGAGGUCCCUGAGGACGCACCAGUCAGUCCACAGGGGGAAAACGUUCACGUGCGAGACGUGUGGCGCAGGCUUCACUCUUCAGCACAACCUGAAGAGACACAUCCGCAUCCACACGGGGGAAAAGCCGUUUAAGUGCAAAGUCUGCGCGAAGAGUUUCGUUCAGGACAACAAGCUGAAGGCUCACAUGCUCCUCCACGGUGCGUUGAAGGCGUUCAUGUGCGACCUGUGCGGAAAGACCUUUCUGUACAACUGCCAGCUGCAGAAACACCAGCGGGCGACUCACGACGACAGACACGGGCAGGUCGGCAGGAGACGAGUUCGGGAGCGCGGCAACCGCAGAGUGAUUUAUCGCCGGGACAGAACCACGGUGGACGUGACGCCGCUCAGCUGCCAGACCUGCCGCAAGAGCUUCGACACCGCAGCCUCGCUGAAGAGACACGAGCUGAUCCACGCGGGUCAGACGCCGUACGGCUGCCACACAUGUGGGAAGUCCUUCUUCUACAAAGCCACGUUCGACUACCAUCAGCGGAUCCACUCGGGAGAGCGUCCGUUCGGCUGUGACGUCUGCGGGAAGACGUUCGUCAUCCGCCAGGCUCUCAAGUCCCACCAGCUGCAGCACUCGGGGGAGAAGCCGCAUGAAUGUGAGCAGUGCGGCAAGGCCUUCAGGAUCUACACCAACUACCUCCGACACCUGAGGAUCCACACGGGGGAGAAGCCGUACGAGUGCGAGGUGUGCGGGGUGAGGUUCAGGCAGCUGGGACACGUGAAGUUUCACAUGCAGGUCCACACGGGAGAACGGCCGUAUUCCUGCGGCGGCUGUGGACUCGGAUUUUCCGAUUCCAGGCUGCUCAAGAGACACAACUGCACCGAGAUGUGUCAGAAGAUGUCGGGGGGCACACUCACCACGGCCGGAAGAAGAAGAAGAAGAAGAAGAAGAAGAAGAAGAAGAAGAAGAAGAAGGUGGUGUGAUCGAUGUUGUGGUUCUGAGAGGGAACUUUUGUGUUUUUCUCCACCAUACAGCGACAUCGCCAUAAGCACUCGUUUUCACUGUAGUUAUAUUACCGCGACAGCAGCUGUCGCCGGCAUGUCGGAGCUGGAGGCGCAGCUGGGCUCCAUUUUGGAGAUAUUAGUGAACGCCACCGUCACAGAAAUGAGCAGAGUUACUGCCGAGAACACACACGGCGGCUCGGAGGAGCAGGUACGUUCACCCGUGAUCCAGUUCAGUGUCUUCGUGACGUCUCUGGCUCGGGAGGCUGUGGAGAAGAUCUGUCAACUUUUUAGUGAAUGUUCCUCUCUGCUGCAUUUGGAAGUGUCACAGGGCGCGGCAGAGAUCGAGGACCUGAGGCGGAGGCUGGAGCUGGCCGAAACGGAGCUGAAGCUGGUGUUGGAGAGCGGCGGAGGCCAGAGGGAAGCGGAGGAGCUGAUGGAGGAGGGCAACAGAGAGGAGGAGGAGGAGGACGGGGGGGCUCUGACCAACGGAGCAGAAGGAGACACUGUCCAGAAGAACCACCGCUCAGCGAGGAAGAGCCGCAGAGCCGUGGCUACUGGUGACACUGGGGUAAAAAGGUCACCGAUACUUCACCUGUGGAAAGGCAGAACGUACGAGGACAGUGUUCAAGCGGUUACAAUAAAGGAGGAGGGAUUGGAAGCGUUUGCUGGCCAGAAGUCUUCUGAUGCCACUCACUGCAUUGAAGAAACGGGCCAGAACGAUGACGACGACCCAGACUCUCAGCUGGAGCCAGAAGAUCCAGAUGACACAGGAUACACCGCCAGACCCAAACGUGUCGCAAAACCCAGGUUCCACCGAGGUCGGGCAAAGAAGGAGGGUCAGAACCAGCAGCCCCUGAGCUGCAAACACUGCAGGAAGACGUUCACCAAGCUGCUGCAGCUCAAAGCCCACCAGGUCGUCCACGGGGCGAGCGCCGAGAAGCCCCUUCACUGUCCCCAGUGUGGCAGAGGCUUUUCGUUCCAGCGCAGCCUCGACGCACACAUGCUGCUCCAUACAGGUGAGAGACCACACACCUGUGAUGUGUGUGGGAAGGGUUUCACCCUGAAGCAGCUCCUGAGGAACCACCAGCGGCUCCACGCCGAUGUCAGGCCGUUUCGCUGUGAGCAGUGCGGCAAGAGCUUCUACCGAGCCCACGGCCUGAAGAUGCACCAGAUGGUCCACACCGGCGAGCGGGCCUACAACUGCCAGUACUGCAACAAGAGUUUCACGAUACAAGGGAACCUGCAGCGGCACCUGCGCAUACACACGGGCGAAAAGCCCUUCAGGUGUGAGACCUGCGGCAAAAGCUUCAACCAGGCCGACACUCUGAAGGGCCACCAGCGGAUACACACCGGUGAGCGUCCCUUCAGCUGCGAGACUUGUGGCAAGUGCUUCAUCCAGAAGAGUGCCUUGAAGAUGCAUCAGAAGACCUCCCACUCGGGCGAGAACUCGCUGGCCUGCGUGGCAUGCGGCGCCGCCGUGGCCUGCGUCGACUCGCUGCGCAAACACCUCCAGACGCAUGCGGCGACCAUUCCGUGCACGUGCGUCCUCUGCGGCAGGCGUCUCAGCUCCAUCACAGACGUGCGCUCGCACCAGCAGCACCACACGGUGGACCGGCCUCACAGCUGCGGGCUCUGCGGAAAGAGCUUCAAGUCGUCCAGCUACCUGAAGAUCCACAUGAAGACACACAGCGGGGAGCGGCCGUUCUCCUGCGACAUCUGUGGUCGCAUGUUUACACAGCACAGCAGCCUUAAAUCCCAUCAGGUGGUCCACACAGGGGAGAAACCGUUCAGAUGCGACACAUGCGGGAAAUGUUUCAGCAACACGGGCAACCUGAACAGACACCAGCGUAUCCACACCGGCGAGAAGCCGUUCAGCUGUGACACGUGCGGACGCAGCUUCAACCAGGGCAACAGCCUGAAGGCCCACCAGCAGAUACACACCGGGGAGAAACAGUUCAUGUGCGACAAGUGUGGGAAGAGUUUCUCCUACCUGAGGAACCUCAAGGACCACAAGUGUUUCUACGUAUGAUGCAAAAAGAGCCGCCCGCCCUGGUGGCGUUCGCUUCCCUGUAACUGUUGAGGGGAAAUAAAUGGAUGGAUUGGAGAAAAUUAA
This is a messenger RNA of Scophthalmus maximus (turbot), 4249 nucleotides long. Its product is annotated as zinc finger protein 850-like. The record is from RefSeq and is a predicted model, not a curated record. The transcript has 12 exons. Gene Ontology annotation, molecular function: RNA polymerase II cis-regulatory region sequence-specific DNA binding; DNA-binding transcription factor activity. Gene Ontology annotation, biological process: regulation of transcription by RNA polymerase II. Bases 59 to 4165 code for a protein of 1368 amino acids. Lineage: Eukaryota; Metazoa; Chordata; Actinopteri; Pleuronectiformes; Scophthalmidae.